UCAACCAUCCCUCUUCCCUCGUGGCCAAGGACGAAGCCCUUCCUCGUAGGAAUCCGGUGAUCCAGGUCUGUCGAUCCUUCAUACAAGAACCCCUUCGCUGCCCGCGGACCCAAACGCACACGUCCGCGCGCACACCACGCGUCGCCCCCGAUCUUGCGCGCGGCGUACGGCCUGCCUAUCCUGUUGUCAGGAAAUCGACCACCUCCCGGGCAACGAUGGGUUCCAUGGGAUGCGUCUGACGCUAGGCGGGUCAGCGGGUCUACUGGAAAUUGGAAAGCGGAUCCGCAUGGCGGCGUCCUACCCUUGGAUGACAGGCAUUCGACAUCAUUGGAUAAUGGUACUCGUGAUGGCGCCUCUAUCACCGCACUUAAAGGCCAACCCGUUCUGCUGCUGCACCUCUUAUCUGGCCUCUGCCUCGCCCUACGAGGUCGCGUAUGUCCUCCACUCCUUUGUCCAUGUUCUCGAUCAGCGCAAGAUCUACGCAGGGUCUGCUACAUGCGCCGAACUCAUGUCUUGUCUUCUGUCGCAUCGGUCACGUCUACUCGCUGGUCCCACCUCGCUGCGGUACAGGUUCAUGCCGGCAAUGGACAACUACUACGCGGUAGACCCAUCACAGCUCUGGUACGAUGGCUUCAUGGUUCAAUGUUCGCGAGGGCCACCGGAGCUUCCGAGAUCGGAGGUACUCGCAUCCCCCGCGCACAUCGUUCACUUGGGCCUUCUCCCGCGUAUCAACAUUCGUUCUGGCGCACUGACCACUCCGUGUGGGAUGAUUCGUGCAUGCAUGACCACCGAAUUGUGGAUGUCGUGCCACCGCUAUGGCGUCGGGGGUUCCGACCCAACGGGCUGCACCUAUUGACGCGUUCGUGGCUAUCUGAUGGAAGACACCAAGAUCGCGCACACAACGGGCCAGACACCACCAAGACGCUCAAAUUUUCCGGAGGAUGCCAGGCUGUAAGGUUCUACGGUU
This is a messenger RNA of Rhodofomes roseus, 967 nucleotides long. RefSeq lists its product as uncharacterized. NCBI's taxonomy places the organism in Eukaryota, Fungi, Basidiomycota, Agaricomycetes, Polyporales, Fomitopsidaceae. The record is from RefSeq and is a predicted model, not a curated record. The transcript is spliced from 3 exons. The coding region runs from base 230 to 856 and encodes 208 amino acids.